Messenger RNA from Owenia fusiformis, 3396 nucleotides. The record is from the annotation of a GenBank genome assembly. NCBI's taxonomy places the organism in Eukaryota, Metazoa, Annelida, Polychaeta, Sabellida, Oweniidae.
GUGAUUUGCAUACAUCGUACCAAAGACAUUACAUUAUUAAUGAAUGUACUAGACUAGGCUCAACAUUGUAUUGAUUGGCUUCAAUUCUAAGGCAUUGUGUUCUUGCGUCGAGUGUGUCAGUACCCAGGAUGGCUGAAUUGACGUCGGUACAGGUUCACGUUCCUCUGGUAUCAAACGCUGACGAUUCGCAGGAAAUUACGAAAAUAUCUGACAAAGCGAGUUUGAAUUCACCGGCUGUCACUGGACCUUGUUAUUUAAAAAAGGUGGACAAUGUUAUGAUGGAUCGGUCACGCUUAGAACAUUUACCAAAAAGAAAGGCUGUGAAUAUUGAAUUUAAGGACUUAACUUAUUCUGUUUCUGAAGGACUAUUUAGGAAUAGAGGCUACAAAACAAUUCUGAAAUGCAUCUCUGGCAAAUUCAAGUCUGGGGAGCUAACAGCUAUUAUGGGUCCAUCAGGGGCAGGGAAGUCGUCUCUGAUGAACAUACUAGCAGGGUACAGAACUCGUAACAUAACUGGAGAAAUUACAGUGAACCGUAAACAACGUGACUUGCGUAAGUUUCGGAAGAUGUCAUGUUACAUCAUGCAGAACGAUGAUCUACUGCCACACUUAACGGUUGAUGAGUCAAUGAUGUGUUCCGCUAACUUGAAACUGCCCGAAUCUACUUCACUAGAUGACAAGAAAAUAUUGGUGAAUGAAAUUCUAGAGACAUUAUCACUACAAGAAUGUCGAAGCACGAUGGCUGCCAGGUUAUCAGGGGGUCAGAGGAAACGAUUGUCCAUUGCGCUAGAGCUGGUCAACAACCCGCCAGUCAUGUUCUUUGAUGAACCCACCAGUGGGCUGGACAGUGCGUCCUGUCUUCAGUGUAUGUUAUUGCUCAAAUCUCUGGCUAUGGGGGGACGUACCAUCAUAUGUACAAUUCAUCAGCCUAGCGCAAAGAUAUUUGAGAUAUUUGACAAUUUGUAUAUGUUAGCUGAAGGGCAGUGUAUUUAUACAGGGAAAGUAUCAGGGCUGGUCCCAUAUCUGACAGACAUUGGUUUACCCUGUCCCCCUUACCAUAAUCCAGCAGACUUUGUCAUGGAAAUAGCAUGCGGGGAAUAUGGUGAAAGGAAUCCACAAAUGGUUGUCAAAGUACGCAGCGGAGCCUGCAAAAAUUACCAAACCUUAGACAAACCUCAGAACUGUAACAAAGACAAUAGUGACCUCAAUAAUACAGACAACAAUAAACAGCCAGAUGACAUUGAGGUUGUCUCACAAAAUGGUGCUGCCAUGGCAACAAAUGAACUGAAUAAUGACAGUGCCAGCAUGGACAAGGCACACAAGUCAUUAACUGUGAAUUUGGCAUUGAACAGUCAGAAUGGAAGUGAAACCAUUGUGAUGAAACCCAUUGAGAGCGAAAGAACAGCACUUACGGGGCAGGUGGUGGAAGCAGAGUCAGAAGAGGAGAUUGUCCACCAGUUUGCUACAAGCUGUUUUACUCAGUUCAGGGUCCUUUUCAUCAGGACAUUUGUCUCCAUCAUCAGGGAUACAAACCUCACCCAGCUGCGCCUCAUCUCACAUUUAUCUAUUGGAGUGCUGAUUGGUUUAUUGUACCUUGGUAUUGGUAACCAGGCUGACAAGGUCUACAACAAUGCUGGGUGCUUGUUCUUCACAAUGCUAUUUCUCAUGUUCACUGCUCUCAUGCCUACAGUUAUGACAUUCCCAAUGGAGAUGUCUGUCUUUGCCAGAGAGCACCUGAAUUACUGGUACAGCCUAAAGGCCUACUACUUAGCUAAAACAAUGGCAGACAUGCCCUUCCAGAUUAUAUUUCCACUGAUGUAUGGCAGCAUCGUGUAUUGGAUGACAGAUCAGCCACCAGAUUUCGUUAGAUUUGUAAUGUUCCUGACCCUUUGCACCCAAACAGCUCUUGUGGCUCAGUCCCUUGGGCUGCUAAUAGGUGCCGCCACCUCCUUGCAGGUAGCUGUAUUUCUAGGACCAGUAACAGCCAUCCCAAUUUUAUUGUUCAGUGGGUUCUUUGUCAACUUUGACACCAUUCCCAAGUACAUGCAGUGGCUCUCCUAUGCUUCCUAUAUAAGAUACUCAUUUGAGGGAGUCCUCCAGGCUAUCUACGGUUUCAGUCGGGAAAAUCUUGAAUGUGAAGAAGACUUCUGCCCUCUAAAGAAACCUUUGGAUGUGUUGAAAAGACUCGACGUUGAUGAGUCACGAUUCUACAUAGAUUUCUUAGUACUCUGCGGUUUCUUUGUAUUAUUUAGGACAGGUUGUUAUUUUGUCCUACGAUGGAAAGUAAAGAGUGAAAAAUAAUGAUUCAGAAGUGGACUUCAUGUUUCAGAAGUGAACUCAUACAAGGAUGAUGAGUCUAUGAGCCCAGAGGACUGUAACCUUACUUUUGAAAUGGGCCAGUAUUUAGUUAUUACUAGAAGGGAAGACACAGAUUCUGACCUUCUGAAAAAACCUCUGAAUGACCCCCCAAACUGGAGGUAAAGGAAUUCGAAGAGGAAAACAGUGCACAAUAAAUUCAGUGAUCUCUGAUAGAACCAUCUCCUUUACAAGAAUGAGUGUCUUGCAAUAUCAGGAAGUGACAGGUUCAAAAAAUCUAAAUCACUGAACCAUGUGACUCAACCCUCAAUAAUUAAAUAUAAUAUGGGUACAAUAUUAAAGCACUGUCAGUAUCGUGUUAAUAAUGAAAUGAAAAAUUAGAUGGACUAGAGUUAUAAAAAUUGAUAUUUUAAAGUUAUAAGUAGAUCUCGUAAUUGCAGUAUUUGUAAAUAUUGUACAGUCUGCUGCACAUCUAGAAAUUGUUGAAUAUUUCAGAUAUUAGGGACUUUAUAUAUUUAGUAUCCACCACACGUAUAUAUUAUUCAUGUUCAACACUUUGAAUGUGAUAUUCUGGAACAUAUGGCAACUUUUCACAAGAUUUGCUUGUUAACAAAAGUUAUUCAAUUUUCACGAAUUAUGUUUUUAUGUGUGCAGUUGGUCUAUCUCGACUACUUUUAUUAAGAUAAUCAUGACAUAGUUUAUAAGAUGGCCAAAUCUGGGGAAAAAUAGAUAUGCUAUUGCGUACAAUAAUUAAAGCAUCAACACAAGGUGACAUCUAUACAUAGAGAGAAAAUGUAUUUAUAUAUUUACUAUUUAUCAGAUAUUUCUGGGCAUUCUGUUCAUGGUGUCACGUUAUCUACAAAAAUGGAAUACUUAGGCAUACUUGUAUAUGAAAACAGUUAGCCAUAUAUAUACUUGCUCAAUGCAUCAAUAUAUCACACAACUGUCAUGGUAUUUAAAAUAAUGAUUACGAAAAAAUGAAAAAAUUUGAUCAUGCAUACACAUACGGGAGGUGUUCAUGAAUUUGAGACCAUGAUUUGAUUGUAUAUACAAAUUUUUCUGUUUGGUAUUACAAAUGUGU